AUGGGUCGAUUUCCGCUGCCUACCGAAAAACAGCGUCAUCAGAUUGUCCAGCAUCGUAAAAAUUACGAAAUGAAUCACACCGCCAGUCUUCGUAUGCAAGCGACGACACAGCGUGGAGCGAGCGUACCUCCGAAAGCUUCAGAGGACUCUUCAGCAGAAACCUCAAACAUACCACAGGUAAUUGAAGCCGAAGUUAUACGCUCAUCUCCGGGUGUCUUGGUGGUACAGUACAAACAGGAAAGCACGCAUAUAAAAUACAUGGGUAUUCUUCUUGCUGAGAACGG
This is a messenger RNA of Acanthocheilonema viteae, 284 nucleotides long. Lineage: Eukaryota; Metazoa; Nematoda; Chromadorea; Rhabditida; Onchocercidae. The record is from the annotation of a GenBank genome assembly.